Messenger RNA from Aureococcus anophagefferens, 7569 nucleotides. RefSeq lists its product as hypothetical. NCBI's taxonomy places the organism in Eukaryota, Pelagophyceae, Pelagomonadales, Pelagomonadaceae. The transcript is spliced from 3 exons. Gene Ontology annotation, molecular function: protein binding. The record is from RefSeq and is a predicted model, not a curated record. Bases 1 to 7569 code for a protein of 2522 amino acids.
AUGAAGGGACUGCUCGAGGUCGUCACGGCGUUCCUCGCCGGGGCCGCGUGCGGCGCGAGCGUCUUCAAGUUCGGCUGGCACGCCGCGGCGCCGCCCGAAGCGACGGGGCACCUCGCGCCGCCGCAGCGCCUCCCGCCGCCGCCGCGCCGCGCCGCGCCGCGACCGCCCGCGCCGCCGCGAGACGCGCCGCGACCGCCCGCGCCGCCGCCGCGCCCGUCGCUGCUCCGCUUCCGGACCACCGCCGGCGACGUCGACGUGCGCGUCAACGACACGCGAUGCCCCAAGAGCGCCGCGCAGCUGCGGGCGCUCGUCGCGUCGGGCUUCCUGGACCAGCGCCUCGCGUUGUGGCGCGUGAACAAAUGGAUCUGCCAGUUCGGCGCCGACAAGAGCCCCGCCGCGCGGAAGCGCGACGGCGGGGAAGACCCCUUCGCGGCCGUCCGCAGAUCGUUCGGGAACGACGCGCACCCGGACUGCGGCGCCGGACCGUGCGAGGGCGGCCUCGCGCCGUGGCGCCGCGGGGACCUGGCGCUCAUCGGCUCCACGGCGCUGCUCUUCGUGCGCGGCCCCAACAAGCAGAUGGGCACGAACCGCAACGACUGCGCCGUCGCCGGCGUCGUCGACGGCCUCGCGGUCCUCGACCGCCUCGACGAGAGCUACGGCAACAUGAUCGACCACAAGCGCGGCCUCGCGCAGAAGGAGAUCUUCAAGACGGGGCUCGAGGGCGUCCUCCGCGACUUCCCGAAGACGGACAUCCUCGAGGGGACGACGCUCAAGGCGCCGACACAAGUCCCAUCGCUGCCGCAGAGCUACGAGUCGCCGGCGCUCGAGCCCAUCCUGCUGGACCGGAGCUCGUCGCUCGAGGAGAAGAUCGGCGGCAUCAAAGCGCACUACGAGACGCGGCCCUGGCUCGUCGCGCGGCGCCUCGCGUCCAUCUCCGCCGCGGCGCUGCGGAGCUACGGCGCCUGGGCGCGCGGGUCGCCCGACGACUUCGACGAGUUCGCGGCGCGCGCGAAGCGCGCCAAGGGCCUCCGGCCCGGCGCGUCGCCGCGGGGCGCGGUGCUCCGCGACGAGAUCUCGAAGCUCGGCGUCGUCUUCGUCAAGCUCGCGCAGACCAUGGCGACGCGGCCCGACAUCAUCGGCGAGGAGGCCGCGGCGAGCCUCGAGAGCCUCCAGGACGGCAACCGUCCGUUCGACGACGCCGUCGCGCUCGCGAGCAUCGAGGCCGAGCUCGCCGGGUCCCCCCUGGAGCUCGUGCACAUUUCCGACACGGCCGUCGCCGCGGCGUCGCUCGCCCAGGUCUACCGGGGCGAGACCGCGGGCGGCGCGGCCGUCGCCAUCAAAGUGAGGCGGCCCGGCGUCGUCGACCAGGUCGCGCUCGACACCUACGCCGUGCGCGUCAUGCUCAAGGCGCUCCAGGAGUUCUGGGGCACGAACUCGACGGACUACCCGGCCAUCGUCAACGAGGUCACCGCGGGCCUCUUCCGCGAGUUGGAUUUUCGCGAGGAGGCGUCGAACGCCGCGCGGUUCUGGGACGCGCACCGGCCCCUCGCGGGCUACCUGCGCGUGCCCCGGGCGGGCUACGCCCGGGGCGACGCGAGGGGCUGGUCCGUGACGCCGCGGGUCCACGUCGCGGAGUGGAUCGACGGCGAGCCGCUCGGCGCGAUCUCCGAGGCGAGGCAGCGCGCGAUGGUGCAAAAGGGCUUGGACGUCUGCUUCCUCCAGCUCUUCGGCACGGGCUUCGUCCACGCGGACCCCCACUACGGCAACAUGAUGUACGACCGCGACGACAACCUCGUGCUCCUCGACUUUGGCCUCGUGACGAAUCUGACGGUGCCGCAGACCGAGGCGAUGGCGACGGCGGUGACGGCGAUCCUCAACGAGGACUGGCCGACGCUCCUCGACAGCUUCCGGGACAUCGGGUUGGUGCCGCCGGAGCCGGCGAUCUGGGUCGACGCGAAGACGGGGGAGCCCAUCAGCGGGCUCCUGCCCGGCGCGUGGCGCCGGUGCUCCGAGGACGAGUUCGCCGCGUCGUUCGUCGAGGCCCUCGAGGGCGGCGGCGACCGCGCCCUGGCCGGGUCCUUCACGGAGAUCACGGCGCGGCUCACGGAGCUCGCGCUCACGUACCAGUUCAUCCUGCCGCCCUGGCUCCUCUUUGUCGUACGGGCGGUGAUCACGCUCGACGGUUUCGCCGCGGGCAUGGACCCCCCUUUAUCGGCGCUCGCGGCGGCGGCGCCCCACGCGGCCUGCCGCGUCCUGGCGCCGCGCACGGCCAAGGGCGAGGCCCAGCUCCGCGCGUCGCUCUUCGAGCCGGGGUCGACGCGCCUCGACGUGGAGCGCCUCGCGGCGCUCGCGACGGCGGCCGCGGAGAUGCCCUGCGAGGACGACGCCUGCUCGGUCGACACGGCGCGCCAGCGGGGCGACGACGCGGCGAACGUCGCCGCCCGCGUCGCGGCGCUGCUGCUCGCGGACGCGGACGGCCGCGCGCUCCGGCGCGUCGCGCGAGACGUCGAGGCGGCGCCGCUCGUGGCCCGCGCGCGCGGCGCCGUCGCGCGCGCGGCCUUCGGGCGCGCCGCGGCGCCGGCGCCCCUGCGCGACGCCGCGCGCGCGGCGCGCGGCGCCCCGGCGGCGCUCCUGCGGCGCCUGCCCGGCCUCGGCCCGCGGCGGCCCGCGGCCGUCGCGGCCGCGGCCGCCGCCCCCGUCGCCGACGCGCUCGCGGGCGACGCGCGGUUUUUCGAGCCGGCGGCGCGAACGGACCUCCCGCCGCCGCCGGCCUGGCGGAAGCGCCGCGUGCUCCGCGUCCUCGCCGCGAAGCACGCGCGGGACCUCCUCCUCCGGCCGCGCCACGCCGCGUCCCUCGCGGGCCUCGCCGCGGCCUUCGCGGCGCUCGCGGCGCGCACGCGAUGCUCGCGCAAGCUGCAGGAGUACCUGCAGGACCUCGCCCGCCGCGAGGACCUGGAGCUGCUGCGGGCGCCGCUGCGCGAGCACGACCUCUUCCCGCCGGACAAGGACGGCGCGACGGCGGCGAUCACGGGCGAGGAGCUGAAGAAGCUCGUGCGCCACUGGAAGCUCCACGAGGCGCGCGGCUUCUGGAAGAUGCACCCGCAGAAGGAGGACCUCGUCUACGCCCUCCUCGAGUACAUGGAGGACAAGGAGGAGUACAACCGCAAGGGCCCGACGCGGCCGCCGUCGAGCAAGCCGACGAAGGAGCCGCCGAAGGUGAAGGCGCGGCGCCAGUCGCAGGUCGACCUCGCGACGUUCCGCGUGUCCGUGCUCAAGCCCUACGGCGGCGACCUCUUCAGCCAGCGGGACCACACGCAGGGCCUCAUCUACCUGAGCCGGCAGAAUUUGCGGGGCGGCGCGGGCGCCGGCGGCAAGGUGCAGGCGCAGAAGUCGAGCCCGCGGAACCGGCACAACUCGUUCCUCACGGGCGACUUCCUGGGCGUCGGCGGCGGCGCCGGCGGCAAGGAGAGCGGCGGCGGCGAGACGCCCGAGGAGCAGCAGGCCGCGGAGCGCAUGCGCGAGCGCUGGCAGGCCAUCAUCGUCGAGAUCUUCCGCUACAGCACGACGCCCGGCGACGAGGAGCACAUCAUCGGCGAGGGCGCGCUCCACGUCAUCGACAAGAUCGGCAAGACGGAGCAGGCCGCGGCGUCGCUGACGGACCUGAAGAUGGCGACGUACUGCGCGGCGACGCUCGCGAACCUGACGACGGAGCGCGCGGUCCACGGCGUCCUCAUGCCGCCGCAGCAGAUGGUCGUCGCGGAGGCGCUGAGCCUCAUGUCGACGCACCACGCCACGGAGCCCACGGUCAUGCUCCUGAGCUGCCUCAUCCUGGGCCACCUGAGCGGCCACUACGGCGGCGAGGACGCGCUCAUCGCGACGUGCCUCUCCACGCUCGCGUCGGGCAUCGCCGUCGACUCGGCGACGUGCCGCAAGGUCGCGCUCGUCGCGCUCGCGAACCUGCUCACGUCCGCGGAGCGGAACCAGCUCGUGGAGCACAUCGUGCCGGCCAUCAAGUACCUCACGUCGCUCGCGGAGCACGAGGCCGCGCUCCUCGUGCUCGCGGCGACGUACAACCUCUCGUUCUUCGACAUGCCGCGCAUCGCGCUCAUCGAGGGCGGCAUCAUCGUCCUCGUGUCCUCGCUGCUCUACCAGGGCCUGCUCCGCGGCGGCAAGGUCGGCGCCGGCGACGACGGCACCGGCGCCGCGGGCCGGCCCGACGGCGACGCGGUGCUCCACACGCUCGCGGAGGUGCUGCUCAACCUCACGUGCACCGUCGACGGCCGCGAGCGCAUGAUCAAGGACGGCGCCGUGAAGACCUUGGUGGACCUCGAGCAGAUGACGACGGCGAAGCAGUCCAAGGAGGUCAUCGGCCUCGCCGUCGCGAACCUCACGGGCGCGGAGGUGAGCCACAUGCUGCCGACGGUGUUGGCGCACGGCGCGGUGCCCACGCUCGUCGCGCUCGUCGACUACGUCGGCGCCGUCGAGGCGCGGGGCCGUUUGUGCGUCGCGCUCUGCAACCUGAGCGCCGAGCCGGCGAACCGCGAGGCCAUGAUCGCCCAGGGGAGCCACGUGGCGCUGAAGAAGCUCAGCGACGGCGAGGCGACGACGUCGUCCGUCCAGGUGCUCGUGCUCGUCGCCUACAUCAACCUGCUGAGCGUGCCCGAGAACCAGUGCGAGAUCGUCGAGGCCGGCGUCCUCGAGCUCCUCAAGCGCCUCACGGCGGACCCCGCGGUGUCGCCCGAGGUCCGGCGCUACGUGGGCAUGGCGCUCGCGAACAUCGCGGACGACCUGAGCCGCCACAACUCGUCGACGCACACGGACGUGCUCGCCAUGAUGACCCUCCUCGCGACGAACUCGGGCAUCGAGCUCCAGCGCAUCAUCGCGUCCGCCUUUGCGAUGUUCGCGCACAUCAUGACGGUCCGCGACGAGGCCGGCGCGUCGCCCGCGGACCGCGCCAAGGAGGACAUGCUCCUCACGGACGACGUCGUCAACACGAUCAUCACGCUCUGCGCCAUGAAGGACACGGUCGUCCUCAAGUUCGCGGGCAUCGCGCUCAACAACCUCUCGCAGGAGUGCGCGUACCACGACGUGCUCCUCCGAAACUCCAUCACGAACGCGCUCCAGCACCUCGCGGAGUCGCGCGAGGACGAGGUGCGCCGCAUGUGCGCGUCGACGGUGCGCGCCCUCACGGCCUCCGACGAGCUCCGCGCCGCGGAGACGUCGACGGUCAAGGGCUUCAUCCGGGUUUUGGGCGCGCUCGACACGUCGCGCGCGGCGGACAUCAUCAACUUCACGGCCGCGGCGCUCUUCUCCAUCUCCUGCAUCCGCCAGCACAGCGGCCUGCUGACGUCGGACUCGUCGAUUCUGUGGCGCCUCUUCGGGAUGAUGCGCGGCGGCCAGGAGUCGACGCAGCUUUACGCGGCGCGCGCGCUCUGCAACCUCACGUGCGAGGAGAAGUGCGUCCAGACGCUCCUGCGCGAGAAGGCCAUCGCCGACUUCAUCGCCAUCGCCAUCCUGCGCACGAACAACGAGGAGGUCAAGGGCGUCUGCGCGGAGUGCCUCUUCAACCUCAUCCGCUACGAGCGGACGCGGCCCAAGCUCCUCAAGGAGCCGAACAACGUGCUCUGGGCCAUCUCGCGCCUCUUCCGCGUCGAGUCCGAGCGCACGCAGCGCAUCGGCGCCCUCGUCGUCUACAACUUGAGCUGCUCCCAGGACACGGCGAGCACUUUGAUGGAGACGAUCAACGCCGCGGAGACGCUCGCGUCCGUCGCGCUCCACCACGGCCACGAGCCCAAGUUCUGGGCCGCGGCGGCGCUCUGCAACCUGAGCUGGACGACGGAGUUCAGCGCCAAGCUCGUCAACGACGCGUCCGCGCACCGGCCGCAGCGCGACAACGAGAAGGGCGGCCGCGGCAUCGUCAAGGUGCUCCGGAGCCUGCUCGAGGCGGACCUCGCGCCCAAGGUCGCCCUCGAGGUCAAGGUCAAGUGCACGCUCGCGCUCUACAACAUGGCCAUGUGCAGCCCCGAGGUCUCGGAGCGCCUCGUCGACGACGGCGUCACGGUCUUAUUGGAGGCGCUCCUCGCGAGCGACAACCCGCUGGUCCUCGAGCUCGCCCUCGUCGUCUGCUACAACAUCUCGCUCGUGCCGGGCUGCGACGUCGCCAUGGUCGGCUACCAGAUCGGGAGCAGCCUCAUGAAGCUGUUGGAGGGCCUCACGCCCGACGACGCGGGCGCGCGGUUCCCGCGGAUGCACCUGUCGACGUUCCUGCUGGUCUUGGGCACGUUCUUCAACCUGAGCGUCAAGCCGGACAACCGCCACGCCCUCGAGACGAGCGGCCUGAGCCGCGCGUGCAUGCGCAUCGCCGUGCUCCGCGACGGGAGCCCCGCGAUCCUCCGCGUCGUGUCGUCGAUCCUCCACAACAUGUCCUGGGAGCCGGACAACCACCGGUUGCUCCUGGCCCAGUGCGACCUGCUCAUCCCCUGCGUGACGACGCUCGUGGAGACGGGCCACGCGACGGACGGCGAGCUCGAGCAGCGGCUCCUCGACGUGGGCAACGUGCUCUGCAACCUGUCCUGCUCCCACUCCUUGAACCACGAGCUCGUGUCGGCGCGGGGCAUCUCCUGCCUCGCGUCCGUGGCGCGCGUCACGGCGAAGCUCGACCCGGCGACGACGAACCCGGAGGUCAUCAUGAGCCUCCACGCGCGGACCGCGAGGAACCUGAGCCACGUCCACGCGCCGCACCAGAUGCACAAGCUCCACCCGGCCUGGCUCACGGACGAGAUCGAGCCCAUGAUGAAGCUCCUGAGCGGCGACCACGGCGCGCCGAAGCCGAGCGCCGCGCGCCUCGACGACGCGGCCGCGUGCCUCUACAACCUGCUCACCGUCGGCGGCACGGACCUCCACGCCGCGGACAAUCUGAGCGCGCUGCUCACGGCCCUCUUCAAGCGCGUCGACAAGCCCCAGACGCGGAGCCUCUGCGCCGCGGCGCUCAUCGCGCGCCAGGGCGACCAGGAGGGCGCGCACUACUCCGACGGGUCCGUCGUCGCGCUCUUCAGCGCCAUGCAGUCCGAGGUCUCCGGCUACGACGCCGCCGCCGCCGCGUCGCCGACGAAGAUGAAGACGGACAAGCGCCAGAUCUCGCCGGGCGUCGACGACGACGACGCGCACGGCCACCACGACACGCUCUCCUACUUCUUCUCCAAGGUCGACGCGGGCACGUGCUCGCCGUCGACGAUCCGGAGCCGCCAGGUCGACCGCGACAAGAUCGUCGUCGAGCCCAUGUGGAUGCACUUCGAGCAGGACUCCCACGUCGUCUCCGAGGGCCUCGAGGCGCCGCCGACGCAGUCGCUCAAGCUCCCGAAGCAGCCCGCGGACCCGCCGAGGACCAUGUAUACGAAGUCGUCAGGGCGCUUCCGGAAGAUCAUCCUUUUCCCCAACAAGGUCAAGGCCGAGAACGACGCGCACCACUCCAUCAAGGACGACGACGCGACCUGGGGCGACCACGGCAGCCAGUUCGAGAUCGUCACGACCUUCGACUUCGGCCAGGUCUACCCGCCCCUCGCCGCCUAG